Messenger RNA from Selaginella moellendorffii, 1247 nucleotides. RefSeq names its product protein DMR6-LIKE OXYGENASE 1. The transcript has 3 exons. The record is from RefSeq and is a predicted model, not a curated record. NCBI's taxonomy places the organism in Eukaryota, Viridiplantae, Streptophyta, Lycopodiopsida, Selaginellales, Selaginellaceae. Bases 159 to 1205 code for a protein of 348 amino acids.
UCCCACUUUAUGAGCAAAAGGUGGUGUACGUUUUAGAAGAUGCCGUGUUGGAAUGCUACAAUUUUGUCGUGUUGUUCCUCAUGCAACAAAAUGCCAGCAGAAAAGAGGGUCUUCUGUAGAAAAUACUAGAGAGGAAGAAAAAGAGAGAGAGAGAGAUCAUGGGGACCGCUGCAAAUCUAGACGCAAUUCUUGGGGAGUCUCUCACGAUCGAGGACUACUACGUCACUGAUCCAGGCGAUCGUCCCACCGUUCCGCACAACGCAUACGAUGACGCCUCCGACACAAUCCCUUGCCUCCACCUCGCGAGAAUUCGUGCCUCAUCGGGCGAAGAUCGCAAGCGGAUGCUCGAGGAGGUGAGAGAUGCCGUUUGCGAGUGGGGUUUUUUUCGAGUGGUGGCUCACGGCGUGGAUGAGAAGCUCGUCGAUGAUACGGUUGCAUGGGCUCGCGGUAUCUUCGACAUGGAUCUCGAGACCAAGCUUAAAUCCCUGGUGGAUGACUCGUCCGGAAGUCUUGCCGGAUACCAUUGCGGCGUCGUCAAACAGAACAAAUCCUGGCAGGAAUCGUUCCACUCCUGGGCCGACCCCAGCGAUUUCAAGAUCGCUGCCGAGAAGUUGUGGCCUUCCAGCGAGGAAAUCAAGGAGAUGCAUUACAAGUUCUCGAUGGCUAUGGAGGAGCUCGCUCUGGAGAUCCUCCAGCUGCUGGAGGAGACUCUGGGAGUCACUAGCGGGGAUUUCACACGCCACUGGGAGCGACUGAAGAGAACUCUCGUUCGCUUCAAUUGGUAUCCUCCUUGCGAAGAGCCUGGCCUUGUUCUUGGCGCUGGCUCCCACACAGACCCCGAUAUCAUCACCAUCCUCCUUCAGGACGAAGUUGGAGGGCUCCAGCUCCUCAAAGACUCCAAAUGGAUCGCUUGUAAGCCACUGCAUGGGUCUUUUGUCGUCAACGUUGGGGAUUGCUUGCAGGUAUUAAGCAACGAUUUUCUUCCUAGCCUCCAGCAUCGAGCCGUGCUAAACAAGGAGAAAGCUCGAUUGUCCGUUGUUACUUUUGUGCUUCCAAAGGUCAAUGCAACAAUUGAGCCAUCGUCGCAUCUGGUCGAUGAAGAUCACCCUGCAGCAUUCAGACGUUUAAUGUUUGAAGAAAUUAUCAAUGCUGCGAAAGAAAUGAAGUUCAAAGGAAAAGAGGUUCUAUCUCUUUUUCGUGUUUGAGGUGCGAAAGAAAUUAAGUUCAAUAAAAGAGGUUCUAUCUCU